AAGAACUGUGUUUCCUUCCGAAAUGCUCUCCCUCGCGAAAAGGCUGAAGACGUUGCCGUGGUGCUUGGAGGCCGCCGGCAGCCAACUCCGGGGAAUCCGGACGGAGGCGCGGUCGCCGAGGCGGCGGUUCAGGUCUCCGGCGAUGGCGAUGAGGAAGGCGGAGGAGAAGUCGGAGUGGUGGAUAGUCGACGGCGAAAUGCACGAAAUCGGCGACCACGUGCCGCCGCGUGAGCGGUUCGUGAUUCCGAGAGAUAACAUCCCCAACAAGCGCCGGAAGCAGCUCCGGGAACAGUUCAUGCGCCGCACUCGCCUCGUUCUCAAGGAGACGGAGCAUGAGCCUUGGUGCAAAAAGUAUAUGGAGCUGUACCAGGAGCUUAGAGAGAAUUGGGAAAGGCUGUACUGGGACGAAGGUUACUCGAAGAAGCUUGCGCAGGAUCAUGCUAAUUACGAGUCUGCUGAAGAUGAUGAUCAAGACUUCUCUCCAUACCGGAGCAAGCAAUCUCAUUUCGAGCAAUUUAAGGACCAUGGCUCUGGGAGUAGGCAAGGCGAUACAUGGGAAAAGGUUAACCAAAUUAGGGAUAAAUUUGAGUAUGACAGGGAAAGGAGGAUGAAAGAAAAAGCAUUUGCACCUAUGCAUGGAGAAGUUUCUUCUAACAUCCAUGAUAUGAACUCCAGAAGACAGCCAUUUGACAGCCAGAGAUACUUUUCCGAAAGCGACAGAGAGUGAAGAAUUAUUGAUGGUAACCAUCUGUUGGGUAUUACGAUAGAGCUGACAUUGUUUUCUAUCUUAGAAAGAGUACGAGUAAAAUUAUUAAAUUAAACUGAUCCUUGGAGAAUUUAAGAUGGACUUGAGCAAUCUUAAAGAACUCUCAAACUUUUACAAAGCUCUAGUUCUCUGUAGGUCUCCCCUUAUAUGAUAGAAUUCUCCACACAUGUAAAUAUAUGUAAUGCAUGUGGUGAUGGAAGUUAGUGAGAGAAGGACUCAUGAUGUUUACAUGAACAUGAGGUUGUCUGAUAUUAUUAUUAUUCUCUUUUUUC
This is a messenger RNA of Fragaria vesca subsp. vesca, 1038 nucleotides long. RefSeq lists its product as uncharacterized. The coding region runs from base 23 to 727 and encodes 234 amino acids. The transcript is spliced from 5 exons. The record is from RefSeq and is a predicted model, not a curated record. Lineage: Eukaryota; Viridiplantae; Streptophyta; Magnoliopsida; Rosales; Rosaceae.